AUGGCGUCGCUAUAUCGGAUGGCCUGCGGCGCCAGGCGUCUACAGCAUAUUAUCGCAAAGCCAUCGACAUAUACCCGCGCGUUUUCGGCGUCCGCGCUCCGCCGAGCAAACGAGCUCCCGAAUCAACGCACCACCCUGCAACCCGUAGACCCGGAUUUCGCACACCCGGCCGACCCCUACGGCGUCCAACGUCUGCAGAACCAAGAUGGCACCGUCGAGGCCUCGCGCGAGGGCAGCAUAAGCGAUCGUAAAGUCCGUCAUUACACCGUCAAUUUCGGUCCCCAGCACCCCGCUGCUCACGGUGUGCUGCGUUUAAUUCUUGAAUUAAGCGGCGAGGAAAUUAUUCGCGCCGAUCCGCAUGUCGGAUUGCUGCAUCGAGGAACGGAGAAGUUGAUCGAGUAUAAGACAUACCUCCAAGCUUUACCUUACUUCGACCGAUUAGAUUAUGUCUCCAUGAUGACGAAUGAGCAAUGCUACUCGUUGGCGGUUGAGAAGCUAUUGAACGUAGAGAUCCCCGAGCGAGCCAAGUACAUCCGAACAUUAUUCGGCGAGAUUACACGAAUUCUAAACCAUCUUAUGUCUGUUCUAUCACACGCUAUGGAUGUUGGCGCUUUAACGCCUUUCUUAUGGGGUUUUGAGGAACGAGAAAAAUUAAUGGAAUUCUAUGAGCGUGUCUCUGGUGCCCGUCUGCAUGCUGCCUAUGUCCGACCCGGUGGUGUUCAUCAGGAUAUUCCGGUUGGUUUGCUGGAUGAUAUAUACCAGUGGGCAACGCAGUUCGGAGACCGAAUCGAUGAGACCGAGGAGAUGUUAACGGAUAACCGUAUCUGGAUCCAAAGAUUGCAAGGUGUAGGUGUGGUAUCUGCCGAGGAAGCUCUUAACCUUUCCUUCACUGGUGUCAUGCUCCGAGGUUCCGGUGUUCCUUGGGAUGUCCGUAAGAGUCAACCGUAUGAUGCGUACGAUCAGGUCGAGUUUGAUGUCCCUGUUGGUGUCAAUGGCGACUGUUACGAUCGAUAUCUAUGUCGAAUGGAAGAGUUUCGCCAAUCCCUCCGAAUCAUCCACCAAUGCCUCAACAAAAUGCCAGCCGGUCCGGUCCGUGUUGAGGACUACAAAGUCUCUCCUCCCCCGCGAGCAGCCAUGAAAGAGAACAUGGAAUCACUCAUUCACCAUUUCCUUCUAUACACCAAGGGUUACUCUGUACCCCCCGGUGAGACGUAUUCCGCCAUCGAGGCGCCAAAAGGAGAAAUGGGCGUCUAUGUCGUUAGUGAUGGAAGUGAACGACCGUACCGAUGCCAUAUCCGAGCCCCCGGCUUCGCACACUUGGGUGGUUUUGACCACGUCUGCAAGGGACAUCUUCUUGCUGAUGCGGUGGCGGUAAUUGGUACGAUGGAUCUGGUGUUUGGUAGUAGCCUUCGCGAAGAGGCUAAGCACUCCAAAAAAGAAUUGUCCCCCGGCGGCAUGCCAUAG
Messenger RNA from Hypoxylon trugodes, 1464 nucleotides. RefSeq names its product NADH-ubiquinone oxidoreductase 49 kDa subunit. Gene Ontology annotation, molecular function: NADH dehydrogenase (ubiquinone) activity; NAD binding; quinone binding. The coding region runs from base 1 to 1464 and encodes 487 amino acids. Gene Ontology annotation, biological process: mitochondrial electron transport, NADH to ubiquinone. The record is from RefSeq and is a predicted model, not a curated record. NCBI's taxonomy places the organism in Eukaryota, Fungi, Ascomycota, Sordariomycetes, Xylariales, Hypoxylaceae. The transcript is spliced from 3 exons.